Molecule: messenger RNA, 1518 nt
Organism: Colletotrichum siamense
Lineage: Eukaryota; Fungi; Ascomycota; Sordariomycetes; Glomerellales; Glomerellaceae
Exons: 3
Coding region: 1-1518 (505 amino acids)
Source: RefSeq, a predicted model, not a curated record
AUGUUGCACUCAGUCGCUAUUAUUCUGCUAUACGCCGCUACUGCGCGUGCCCAAGUCAAGAUUCCCGAUGAAAAUCCCAUUGUACGAAUCGACCUCAACGCCACCGCGGAUCUGGAGCCCGACUCAUCUGCAACUAUGAUCAACGUUGAUGAUGCUGUGGGCGGAACUCUGGAGGCAACUGCUUGGUCUUUGAUCUUCACUGCCGCCCCGGUUUCCCAGACUGCCAUUCUCGGGAUCCUUUCGCAAUCAUCACCAGCUAAUCAGUACUUGCACACGCGAGAGUUUCCAACCCCUGAGACGAACUCUAUCGUGGCAGUCAAUGUCGAUGUUCUUUACUCGUUUGGAGUGCUCGAUCUAUCUGAAGCAGACGUCCUUCUGGGUGUACCCGAGUUUGAUGACCGUUACUGGAGCUAUCUCAUCUGGGACUUCUAUGGAAACGCAAUCGCAGAAAUAAGCAAUGUAAAUGGAAACACCGCCGGAACUUACCGUCUCAAGCGCGACGCCGUAAAUGAAGUAGGCCUUGCGAAUGGUAACCUUAUCAAUAUUUCGACCGCAUACGCCUCUGUCGCUAUCCGCAUUGGCAUCAAUUCCAACACGACGGAAGAAUUAGACCGGCUCCAUUCACUUCAAGAUGGCUCCACUGUCGGAACGACUGAUCUCUCGGCGGAGACCACUGUGCCGUCUUUUGCAAAACUCAUCACACCAAAUAUCACCAAUCCCCAGAGUGUGCUUCAGUUUGCCGCCAGCUUGUUGCCUUACAACCCUCCCCAGACUGUCUCAGACCGAGAACGCGUGAACACCAUUCUCGCACAAGCAGGCAUUGGAAACGGAACUUAUACUGCCAACCCAGACGUCGAUAUUUCAAACGCUGCGUCCAUCGCACGCUACUCCAUCGAAGCGGACUUGGCCGACGCAGCGCACAUCGUACAGCUGGGUAAUAACUGGACAGUACCCAUUCCCUCCUACCAAGGCAAUUACGGAACACAUUAUGCUGCACAAGCUGCCUCUGGUAUUGGGUAUCUCCAGACCCAGAAGCUUGCACUCCUGCCUAAUCACCCGAUGCUUAGCGGAACCAUUGAUUUCUCUACUCUGUCCAUGAUUAUCACCUUCUUUGGAAAGCCAGGCGUGACAAGUCCGGGCUUUUGGAACAUUGGCUCUUACGAUGCGUUGCUCAGACUUGUACCGAAUGGCAUCAGUCGGUACAGCAUCGGAUCCAAGACCUCGACUUUGCAGUACCUUGAAGGUGGUCAGGUAUAUGGGCCGACUGCGGCGGGCGGCCAAGAUGAAACAUUUCAAGUUCUCUUGCAGAGUGCGGACAUUCCACCCCCGGCCAAUUGGACUGGAAAUUGGUUACCUGUUGCUAACAACGCAUCUCUCACUGGUAAGACUUCAUAUCCCAUCGAUUAUGAUUCCUUGUUUGACCGUAUUCUAGUCCGCAUGUACUGGCCCGAAAUUUCAUUGACUGAUGGAUCUUACGUCUGGCCUGAGAUUGAAAGCUUGAAUCCUAUCAUGGCUUGA